Molecule: messenger RNA, 2313 nt
Organism: Benincasa hispida (wax gourd)
Lineage: Eukaryota; Viridiplantae; Streptophyta; Magnoliopsida; Cucurbitales; Cucurbitaceae
Product: transcription factor HBP-1b(c38)-like
Biological process (GO): DNA-templated transcription; regulation of DNA-templated transcription
Molecular function (GO): DNA-binding transcription factor activity; sequence-specific DNA binding
Source: RefSeq, a predicted model, not a curated record
UCUCUCUUCUCUUCCCCCACCUCAUCUGACCAACAAAACCAAGUUUUAAUUUCAAAAAAUAAAGCUCUAAAUUCAAUGUGGGCCUGUUGAAAUUUUCCUCUAUUUGGGUGGGAGAAAGAGAGAAUUCCCCUUUUUUUACUUUAGAAUUUGAUCAAAAAGUCAAAAAGGUUUCGCUAUUUAUCUCCAUACCCCUUCUGGGUAGGGUUUUGUUUGCGCUGUUCUUGGGAUUUUUCCACCUUCCGGAUGUCGAUUCAUUUGUGAAAGUGAAAUCCCAUCUCGUGGUUUCUUUUUUUUAGGUGUGGGGUUUGAGUUUUAUGGUGUUUGAUUACAGAUAUGGUUCAUAGUUUUGCUGGGUUUUGUUUGUGUUGAGCUCAUCCAUGAGUUGAUAGCUGAAGUUUUGAUGUCUCUGGAUUGAGAAGUUGUUUGUGACUUUGGGAUUUCAGGAGUUUCAACGAACUGGGUUUGAGUUAUUUUGUUAGAAUUUGACGAGUUUUUCUUGUUGAGUGAUUUCUGUUUUUCCCGUGGUGGUGAUGAUGGUGAUUGAUGGGUAGUAGAACAGUGAAGAUUGGUGCAGACAAUUUAAACAAAACGGUGAACGGGAUGCCUAGCUUCGUUUCUUCGAUGCCUACGGCCAAUAAUUCCAUGGGUGCAGAGGGGAGCUCUAUUCCUUCAUCUCGGAUGUCAGACUUAAGAACACUUGAGCAAACUCUAGGAUUUCACAUAGAAGAUGUAGACCUUACUAGAAAUCCUUUGUAUAAUCAGAUAAAGUCAAAUAGUUCGACUUUGAACAACAACAUCCAAUUUGGUUCUUUAAUUAAGCCACUUGCAUCCACUGAUGUAAAUCUGCCAACUGCUAUCAUGGGGUCUCAAACACUGCCAUUACAGAAAGAAUCAAAUCCAAAUUUGGUUUCUACCUCUGGUGGUUCUCGUGAAAACUGGGGAGAGUCUAAUAUGGCAGAUACUGGCACAAGAACUGAUACCUCCACAGAUGACACAGAUGACAAAAGUCAAAGGCUUGACAAGGAUCAAGGGAACUCACUUGCCGUAUACGAUUCUAGCAACAAAUCGAAAGAAAAAGCAGCAGAUCAGAAGACCCUACGAAGGCUUGCCCAAAAUCGUGAAGCUGCUAGAAAAAGUCGUUUAAGGAAAAAAGCAUAUGUUCAGCAGCUAGAAAGUAGCCGACUGAAGCUUAAUCAGCUCGAGCAAGAACUACAGCGGGCCCGCCAGCAGGGUAUAUUUAUUUCAAAUUCUGGAGACCAAGCUCAUUCAAUGAGUGGGAAUGGGGCCCUAGCAUUUGAUGUAGAGUAUUCACGUUGGUUAGAGGAGCAUAACAGGCUGAUGAAUGAGCUUAGAGCUGCAGUUAAUUCACAUGCGGGUGACACUGAACUCCGUACCAUUGUUGAUAAUGUGACUACACAGUUCGACGAUAUCUUCAGGUUGAAAGGCAUUGCAGCCAAAGCAGAUGUGUUCCACAUCUUGUCAGGAAUGUGGAAGACACCAGCAGAGCGGUGUUUCCUGUGGAUCGGUGGCUUCCGUUCAUCCGAAAUCCUAAAGCUUCUUGUAAACCAAUUAGAGCCUUUGGCUGAGCAGCAGCUUAUGGGCAUCUGCAAUCUGCAACAAUUAUCACAACAGGCAGAAGAUGCUCUCUCACAAGGAAUGGAUGCAUUGCAGCAAUCCUUGGCUGAAACAUUGGCCAGUGCCACACCUGCAACGUCAGGAUCGUCUGGGAAUGUGGCAAAUUAUAUGGGUCAAAUGGCCAUGGCAAUGGGAAAGCUUGGUACUCUUGAAGGCUUCCUACGCCAGGCCGACAAUCUUCGUCAACAAACCCUUCAACAAAUGCAUCGCAUAUUGACAACCCGUCAAUCAGCACGUGCACUUCUUGCUAUAAAUGACUACUUCUCCCGCCUUAGAGCCCUCAGUUCUCUGUGGCUUGCACGGCCACGAGAUUGAGGGGCGUGAUAGUUCUCUCUACUUAAUCUGCAGACUGAACCAAAUUUUAUCGUACGAGUGCCUCAAGUGCUACCGUGCCAAUUGCAUUUCUUCGCUGCUUCUGUCAUAGGAAUUGUACAAUGGAUCAAGAUGGGUAAUGGUAUUAGGUAAAGUUUGUGAUUGAUAUAUAUACAUAGCUUCCACAUUUGCAGUUGUUAGUGUCGGUGGUGUUGUAUGCUUAUUACAAUAAUCUCUUUAUGUAGUUAGGUGAUGUUGCACAGAACUGAAAGGGAAAAUAGGUUGUACCUGUAAUUUAGAUUUGUAUUACAUCAGCUUACUACACCAGUAAUCAUAUUUAUAUGAAAUUUUAAUGUCCUUUUUGUA